Messenger RNA from Centropristis striata (black sea bass), 7653 nucleotides. RefSeq lists its product as uncharacterized. Lineage: Eukaryota; Metazoa; Chordata; Actinopteri; Perciformes; Serranidae. Gene Ontology annotation, molecular function: G protein-coupled receptor activity. The record is from RefSeq and is a predicted model, not a curated record. Gene Ontology annotation, biological process: G protein-coupled receptor signaling pathway. The coding region runs from base 1 to 7653 and encodes 2550 amino acids. Gene Ontology annotation, cellular component: membrane. The transcript has 23 exons.
AUGAUAUUUGCAAUUGAAGAAAUCAACAAAGAUCCUGCUCUCCUGCCAAACAUAUCUCUCGGCUAUAGGAUUCUUAACUCUUGUGCAUCUCCUACAAAUACUUUACGUGCUGCACUCACACUGGCUAGUGGACCAGAAGAGAUAGGGCUGACUUCCCCUUGUCCUCCAGCUAUAUCUGCUCUCAUAGCAGAGUCAGGAUCAUCUCAAUCUUUAGCUGUGGCUGGGACCCUUGGGCCAUUUCAAGUGCCAAUAGUAAGUUAUUUCUCAACAUGUGCCUGUCUGAGUGACAGAACUAAAUAUCCUACAUUUUUUCGAACAAUCCCCAGCGACUACUUCCAGGCAAAAGCUUUGGCAGCCCUGGUCAAACGUUUUGGCUGGCAGUGGAUUGGGGCCUUACAGUCAGACAAUGAUUACGGGCGAAAUGGGAUCCUGGCUUUUAGUGAGGAGGUUAAAAAGCUUGGGGUUUGUAUUGCAUUUGUCGGGACAAUUCUACGUACGUACACUAUGGAUAAAAUUCUGGAUGUUGUGGAAAUGAUCAAGCAGUCAACUGUCAAAGUCAUUCUUGCUUUUGUUCCAGAGGGUGACUUUUACCCUUUGAUGAAAGAGGUUGUGAAACAGAACAUUACAGGAAUUCAGUGGAUUGCAAGCGAGGCCUGGAUAACAGCAAGUCGACCCUCAACACCUGAAAUUUACCAAGCUUUUGGUGGAGCCUUAGGAUUUGUCGUGCAAAAGAUGGCUAUUCCCAAUCUAAAACCAUUUCUUACAGGCAUUAACCCUUAUACAGAUCCGAGUGCAGCCUUUGUGAGGGAUUUCUGGGAAAUUAUGGUCGGCUGUCGACCUGUGUUAACUGGGGAACACACAGACACUGAGUCAACAAAUACAAUAUGCAAAGGUGAUGAGACAUUAAUGCAUUCCCAGGAUGUGUUCUUCAAUGUCACACAGCUCAGGGUGUCUUAUAAUGUGUACAAAGCAGUUUAUGCCAUUGCACAUGCCCUACAUCAGCUGGUAUUCUGCCAACCAGUUGGAGAAAAAACAGUGAAACCAUGUUUGAAUAUAUCAGAAAUUCAACCAAAAGAGGUCACUGAUCACUUACAAAGGGUGAAUUUUAGCAAUCAGUUUGGGGAUAAUGUGUUUUUUGAUGACAAUGGUGACCCUCCUGCUUCUUAUGAUAUUAUUAACUGGCAGCUAAUAGAUGGCCAGGUGCAACAUGUAUCACUGGGUCAUUUUGCCUCUGCUGCUAAUGGUGAUUAUAAACUCAGCAUCAAGGAGGAAGAAAUCAUGUGGAGAACAGGGAAAACGGUAAUUGUUCCGACAGCGGUUUGCUCUAAUGUUUGUCCAAUAGGAACCAGGAAAGCUCAAAUAAAGGGAAAACCCACCUGCUGUUUUGACUGUAUCCCAUGUGCUGAUGGAACUAUAGCCAAUUCAACAGGUGCAGCUGACUGCACCCCCUGUCCACAGGAAUACUGGUCCAAUAACAAGAAAGAUGAGUGCAUACCUAAAACAAUUGAGUUCCUGACAUAUCACGAGCCGAUGGGAAUAGCUAUCACAGUUGUGUCCCUGCUAGGGGCCUCCCUCUCACUUGCCACAAUGAUGGUCUUUAUCCGCUACAUAGAGACUCCUGUGGUAAAGGCCAGCAACUCCGAGCUGAGCUGCUUCCUGCUAUUUUCUCUUUUUUUGUGUUUUCUGUGUCCCCUCACUUUCAUGGGCAAACCCACAGUCUGGACAUGCAUGCUGCGCCACACAGCGUUUGGUGUGACAUUUGCAUUUUGUAUUUCCUGUGUCUUGGGCAAAACUAUUGUUGUUGUUACAGCAUUCAAAGCCACAGUUCCUGGCAACAAAUUUGCAGGAAAGUUUGGUCCUGUACAGCAAAGGAUCAUAGUUUGCUCCUGCACUUUGAUUCAGAUAGUGAUAUGUGUGUUGUGGCUGAAGUUAAGCCCACCAUUCCCAGACAUGGUUUUCAGAUACAGUAAUAAGAAGAUUGUUUUAGAAUGUAACACAGGCUCUGAGGCUGCGUUCUAUGUGGUGCUGGGGUACAUAGGGAUCCUCGCAAUAAUAUGUUUAGUUCUGGCAUUUCUAGCAAGAAAGUUGCCUGAUAACUUUAAUGAAGCCAAAUGUAUCACAUUCAGCAUGCUGAUAUUCUGUGCAGUCUGGAUCACCUUUUUCCCAGCGUACGUCAGCUCUCCUGGGAAGUUCACCGUAGCUGUGGAAAUAUUUGCAAUUUUAUCUUCAGCAUUAGGCUUAUUAAUCAGCAUUUUUGCUCCAAAAUGUUACAUAAUAUUAAUCAAGCCAGAGAAAAAUACCAAAAAACAUGUCAUGCCAAAAACUCUGAAACCGAAAAGCUGUCCGUUCACCAACAGCAAUGCUGCUCUCAGAGAAACAGCCAUGGCAAUAUCAGCUGCAAAGCUUAUUUUGUUCCUGUCUCUCUUUUUUAAUGGCAAACCUGGCUCAUCUGCUGCUCUGGAUAAUUGUGUUUUCUUGGGGGAAGAGGAGAAAAACAGUCUUUAUGAAGAUGGAGAUGUAGUUAUAGGGGGCUUAUUCCCUCUACACUACAGCCCUGUGUCUUCUCUCCCAACAUACAAAACAAAACCAGCGCCUUAUAUGUAUAAUUUCAACUCUCGUGCCUUGCGCUGGAUGCAGACUAUGACUUUUGCAAUCACAGAAAUCAACCAGCGCAGUGAUCUGCUGCCACAUCUGAAGCUGGGUUUCCACAUCCGUGACAACUGUGAUGACAUACCUGUUUCUCUGAGAGCAGCUUUGCUGUUGGUGAACGGACAGCCUGACAUAAACACCAAUGCUGAAAACAGUCGCGAAAGAAACAAUAGUUAUAAGUUGAGUUGUGCUGCCAUAAAAAGGACUGUGUCCCCUGUAAUCAUAGGAGCUGCUGCCUCAGGUGUGUCUAUGGCUCUGCUAAGAAGUCUGGGUUCUUUCAACAUCCCCCUGGUGAGCUAUUUUGCAUCCUGCAGCUGUCUGAGUAACCAAAAGGAGUUCCCCACAUUUAUGCGCACCAUGCCCAGUGACGCCUUUCAGAUCAGAGCACUGGCUCAGCUGGUUAGUUAUUUUGGCUGGACUUGGGUUGGAGUCAUUGGCGUUGAAUCUGAUUAUGCUCGCUUUGCCAUCCAGCUCUUCCUGCAGGAGUCCGUGCAGUACGGUGUGUGUGCUGCCUACACUCACCUCUACCCUGUAGUCCUGAGUCAGCAGGCUCUAGAUGAGCUGCUUGAUGUUAUUCAGAUGUCAUCCUCAAAAGUCAUCAUUAACUUUUGUAGUGAAUCCGAGAUGAAGAGCAUCCUGAGAGAGGUCAGACGUCGGAAUAUCACCGGCCUGCAGUGGAUCGCCAGUGAGGCUUGGGCCAGUGCUAUAUCACUCUGGGAAAAGUUUGGAGAUCUGCUGGCUGGAACACUAGGAUUUGCCAUCCAGAGAGCUGAUGUGAUUCCAGGGCUGAAAGAACACCUGGCUGGUCUCAGACCAUACAACAUUCACAAAACAGCUUUCUUGGCAGAAUUUUGGGAAGAGUUGUUUAACUGCCGACUGAACGGGUCAGUGAACAGCCACUCUCACAGGGGCGACAACUACCUGGACAGAUUGCCAUGUAAAGGGACGGAGGACUUAAAUGAUGUCUACUCUCCUUAUUUUGAUGUGACACAGUUACGAGUGUCCUAUAACGUUUACAAAGCUGUGUAUGUGGUGGCCCACGCCUUGCAAGAUAUGAGUAACUGUGUAGUUGGACAGGGGCCUUUCCUGAACGGCAGCUGUGCAGACCCAAAGAAUGUUAAACCUUGGCAGCUAGUCCACUACAUGAAGGGUGCUAAUUUUUCUGCACUUGGAGAGAGAGUCAGCUUUGAUCAAAACGGUGACCCCAUUGCUUAUUAUGACCUCAUGAACUGGCAAAGGAUGCCUGACGGCUCACUACAUUUGGUAAAAGUGGGUUUCUAUGACGCCUCUUCUCCUUCUGGACGCAGCCUGGUCAUAAAUGACUCAGUGAUUCAGUGGCCUGUUGGGAAGGAGGCUUCCCGGUCUGUAUGCAGCGACAGUUGUCCUCCAGGUUCCCGUGUCACCAGGAGAAAGGGAGAACCUAUCUGCUGUUUUGACUGUGUCCCCUGUGCUGAGGGAGAAGUUAGUAAUACAACUGAUUCUUUAGAUUGCUCACGCUGCUCAGAGGACACAUGGCCCAAUAAAGACAGAGAUCUCUGCAUCCCAAAGACUAUAGAGUUCCUGUCUUACCAUGAGACAAUGGGUAUUGUUUUGUGUGUUGUAUCUGUCCUCGGAGCGUGUAUUUCCCUCUCCAUCCUAGUAAUAUUCUUCACACACAAAGACACACCACUGGUUCGGGCCAACAACAUGGAACUGAGCUUCCUUCUUUUGGUGUUUCUGGCGGUCUGUUUCCUUGUUGGCCUGUUGUUCAUUGGUGAGCCUUCAGACUGGCUUUGCCGUAUCAGGUAUCCAGCAUUUGGGAUCAGUUUUGCCCUCUGCAUUUCAUGCCUCCUGGCCAAGACAGCUGUGGUCCUAAUGGCUUUCAGGUCCACUCUGCCAGGAAGUCGUGUCAUGAAGUGGUUUGGACCCAACCAGCAGAGAGCCAGUGUACUUUUUGGAACAGCUGUUCAGGUGAUAAUCUGUGUUGUGUGGUUGCUCACCAGUCCACCUCAUGCCAACAACAACACAGAUUACAGUUCCGCCAUCAUCAUUGAAUGUGUUACUGGUUCAGAAGCUGGUUUCUGGUGUGUUCUUGGAUACAUCGGCAUCUUGGCCUGCAUGUGCUUCUUAAUGGCAUUUUUGGCUCGGAAGUUGCCUGAUAAUUUUAAUGAGGCAAAGUUCAUCACCUUCAGCAUGCUGAUAUUCUUUGCAGUAUGGGUCACUUUUAUUCCAGUGUAUGUGAGCACAGCAGGGAAAUACACAGUGGCUGUCCAUAUUUUUGCUAUUUUAGCCUCAGCAUUUGGUCUCCUUUUCUGUAUUUUUGUUCCAAAGUGCUACAUCAUAAUUGUGAAACCAGAAAAAAACAGCAAGAAAAACAUGAUAUCAGCCACCAUGGCAAUACAAGCUGCAAAGCUUAUUUUGUUCCUCUCUCUCUUUGGGGCCAAACCUGGCUCAUCUGCUGCUCUGGAUAAUUGUGUUUUCUUGGGGGAAGAGGAGAAAAACAAUCUAUAUGAAGAUGGAGAUGUAGUUAUAGGGGGGUUAUUCCCUCUACACUACAGCCCUGUGUCUUCUCUCCUAACAUACAAAACAAAACCAGCGCCUUAUAUGUUUACUUUCAACUCUCAUGCCUUGCGCUGGAUGCAGACUAUGACUUUUGCAAUUAAAGAGAUCAACCAGCGCAGUGAUCUGCUGCCACAUCUCAAGCUGGGUUUCCACAUCCGUGAUAGCAGUUAUGACAUACCUGUUUCCCUGAGAGCAGCAUUGCUGUUGGUGAACGGACAGCCCAAGAUAGGCACCAGUGUUGAGAACAAUCAGGAGAAAAACAAUAGUUAUAAUUUAGGCUGUGCUGCCAUACAAAACACUGUGUCCCCUGUAAUCAUAGGAGCUGCUGCUUCAGGGGUGUCUAUGGCUUUGCUAAGGAGCCUGGGUUCUUUCCACAUCCCCCUGGUGAGUUAUUUUGCAUCCUGCAGCUGUCUGAGUAACCAAAAGGAGUUCCCCACAUUCAUGCGCACCAUGCCCAGUGACGCCUUUCAGAUCAGAGCUCUGGCUCAGCUGGUUAGUUAUUUUGGCUGGACUUGGGUAGGAGUCAUUGGUUUGGAAUCCGAUUAUGGUCGCUUUGCCGUCCAGCUCUUCCUGCAGGAGUCAGUGCAGUACGGUGUUUGUGCUGCAUUCACUCACCUCUACCCUGUAGCCCUGAGUAAACAGGCUGUAAAUGAGCUUCUUGAUGUUAUCCAGAUGGCAUCCUCAAAGGUCAUCAUUAACUUUUGUAGUGAAUCUGUGAUGAAGAGCAUCCUGAGAGAGGUCAGACGUCGGAAUAUAACCGGCCUGCAGUGGAUCGCCAGUGAGGCUUGGGCCAGUGCCAAAUCACUCUGGGAAAAGUUUGGAGAUCUGCUGGCUGGAACACUAGGAUUUGCCAUCCAGAGAGCUGAUGUGAUUCCAGGGCUGAAAGAACACCUGGCUGGUCUCAGACCAUACAACAUUCACAAAAUAGCUUUCUUCGCAGAAUUUUGGGAAGAGUUGUUCAACUGCCGACUGAACGGGUCAGUGAACAGCCACUCACACAGGGGCGACAACUACCAGGACAGAUUGCCAUGUAAAGGGACGGAGGACUUAAAUGAUGUCUACUCUCCUUAUUUUGAUGUGACACAGUUACGAGUGUCCUAUAAUGUUUACAAGGCUGUGUAUGUGGUGGCCCACGCCUUGCAAGAUAUGAGUAACUGUGUAGUCGGACAGGGGCCUUUCCUGAACGGCAGCUGUGCAGACCCAAAGAAUGUUAAACCUUGGCAGCUAGUCCACUACAUGAAGGGUGUUAAUUUUUCUGCACUUGGAGAGAGAAUCAGCUUUGAUAAAAACGGUGACCCCAUUGCUUAUUAUGAUCUUAUGAACUGGCAAAGGAUGCCUGACGGCUCACUACAUUUGGUAAAAGUGGGUUCCUAUGACGCCUCUUCUCCUUCUGGACGCAGCCUGGUCAUAAAUGACUCAGUGAUUCAGUGGCCUGUUGGGAAACAGGCUUCCCGGUCCGUAUGCAGCGACAGUUGUCCUCCAGGUUCCCGUGUCACCAGGAGAAAGGGAGAACCUAUCUGCUGUUUUGACUGUGUCCCCUGUGCUGAGGGAGAAGUUAGUAAUACAACUGAUUCUUUAGACUGCUCACGCUGCUCAGAGGACACAUGGCCCAAUAAAGCCAGAGAUCUCUGCAUCCCAAAGACUAUAGAGUUCCUGUCUUACCAUGAGAUAAUGGGUAUUGUUUUGUGUGUUGUAUCUGUCCUCGGAGCGUGUAUUUCCCUCUCCAUCCUCGUUGUAUUCUUCACACACAAAGACACGCCACUGGUUCGGGCCAACAACAUGGAACUGAGCUUCCUUCUUUUAGUGUUUCUGGCGGUCUGUUUCCUUGUUGGCCUGUUGUUCAUUGGUGAGCCUUCAGACUGGCUUUGCCGUAUCAGGUAUCCGGCAUUUGGGAUCAGUUUUGCCCUCUGCAUUUCAUGCCUCCUGGCCAAGACAGCUGUGGUCCUAAUGGCUUUCAGGUCCACUCUGCCAGGAAGUCGUGUCAUGAAGUGGUUUGGAUCCAACCAGCAGAGAGCCAGUGUACUUUUUGGAACAGUUGUUCAGGUGAUAAUCUGUGUUGUGUGGUUGCUCACCAGUCCACCUCAUGCCAACAACAACACAGAUUACAGUUCCACCAUCAUCAUUGAAUGUGUUACUGGUUCAGAAGCUGGUUUCUGGUGUGUUCUUGGAUACAUUGGCAUCUUGGCCUGCAUGUGCUUUUUAAUGGCAUUUUUGGCUCGGAAGCUGCCUGAUAAUUUUAAUGAGGCAAAGUUCAUCACCUUCAGCAUGCUGAUAUUCUUUGCAGUAUGGGUCACUUUUAUUCCGGUAUAUGUGAGCACAGCAGGGAAAUACACAGUGGCUGUCCAUAUUUUUGCUAUUUUAGCCUCAGCUUUUGGUCUCCUUUUUUGUAUUUUUGUUCCAAAGUGCUACAUCAUAAUUGUGAAACCGGAAAAAAACUGCAAGAAAAACAUGAUGCAAAGAUAA